Eurytemora carolleeae is the source of this 2104-nucleotide messenger RNA. RefSeq lists its product as uncharacterized. NCBI's taxonomy places the organism in Eukaryota, Metazoa, Arthropoda, Copepoda, Calanoida, Temoridae. The transcript has 26 exons. Bases 19 to 2094 code for a protein of 691 amino acids. The record is from RefSeq and is a predicted model, not a curated record.
UAUAACUUAGAAAAUAGAAUGACAAGUUUGAGGUUAAGUUUAAGCUUUUUUUACAGUGGAUGUAUAAUAGUUCUACUAUUCUACAUAGUUCCUCCUGUUAUUUCACAAGGCUGUGUCCAAGAAGGUACUACUGGAGCCAUAAUAUCCUAUAUUCCAAUGUCUGGUGCCUAUGGUCAAGAGAAUAUAACUGAUGAGGUUUGCUCUGCAAGUUGCGGCUAUGCCCCUGAAGCAGUUGGCUAUGGAAUGACGGGAGAAGGCAUAUGUAUGUGUUUACCUCAGCUUAUGAUUAACAGUUUCAGCCCUGCUACCGGAACAUGUGGUUAUGCUUGUCCAAAGAAUCCAGCUCAGAUUUGCGGCAGCUACACUGAAAGCAACAUAAGUUCCGAGGUGGUGACUGCCAAUAACUCCAUCUUCUGGAACUCUGUAAUCCCUCCGCUGAAUGCUGUCAGCUUCGAUCUUAAAUCUACAUUUACUGCACCAAAUAUUGUGACUGUUGCGUUGUCAAAUGUUAGCACUGGAGGCGCGGCGGCAAAUAUAUCAUUCGCCAUUAAUGAAGAUACAAUCGGUGGAGGUUUAUCAAGUAAUGCAGUAAAUAUUGUACUAAACCAACCAGGAGAUGUUGUUGUGACUGUUCGAGCGGAAAACUCUGACGGAGUACGUGUCAGCCAAUCCAAAGUUGCAUUAGUUACAAUGCCGCCGCUAACUAAAACAAUUUUGUGUGACGUUGUUGCAAGUGAUGAGGAGGACUAUUUUUGUUCCUACAGUGUUAAAUAUUCUUCUGGGCCUAUCACUGCUGGAUUCGCAUCUACAGUAGAUUAUCUUACUCCAGGUGCAAACUAUGAAUAUUAUGGGAAUACUCCUCAAUAUGCUGAUCCACUGGUUGCGUUCCAGAGCAGUAGUGUGACCAGAACUCUAGUAUUUGGCAAACGAGUUGAGGAAGAAACUGUCGUCACAGAAAUUCGUGGAUACUCUACAGCCAGCGGUUCCAUCAAAAUAAAAAGAUUUACACCUGAUUGUGACGGGAACCCAUUUGAAGCUAGGUUUAGAGGAAGAUGCGAAAUUGACUUGCCUUACACAGAGAAAAGGACUACAACCAUAUUGACCGACGAGAUAGAUUGUAAGCCAGAUUACGUGUUUGUAGCUGCUGAAGUCACCUGCAGAGAUCCUGCCUGCUCAAUCUCAUGUUCUGAAUUAGAAACCCCAAACUACUCGAAGUUGGUUGGAGUUGGUGGGGUCGUAAACACUAUUCCUCAAGGUUACUUCUCAAUAAUUCUAACUGAGGAUUUACGGUUUACUGUUUAUCCUGGAGACUAUCUUGGUUUUGAAGGAGACACUAUAGCUGUCAGUGAUGAAACGGAUACGACCCUUGCUGAUAUUGAACUAUCUGCUGAUGGUUCGAUGGUGUCCAUUCUACAAAAAUCCUAUUUACAAAUUGUGACAGAAAGGAUGAACUUUUAUGAUCUACCAAACCGAUGUGCAAGCACAGAAAUUGCAACUACCCUUACUUUUUCGACGAAUGAUGGAACAAACACUAAAACAAACCUGACAAACUGUCAAUAUCCGAUUGAAGGUCUUCUUCCAAUGAUUUCCUUCUCAAUUACAACGGUUCCCGCAGAUAUUGAUGUAAACGAUGUAAAUGCAGUUUACUACGCCAGGGUUGAUGAUGUUGUUACCCUGGAUUCCACAAUAACCAAGGGGUGGCCUGUAUACUAUACUGUUUCUUGGGGAGAUGGAACUCCAGACGACGUUCUUCAUGAAAACGGAACGAAUGCAAAACCACAGACAUUUACUCACAACUUUGAAAGUGAGGGUAACUAUACAGUGAAUAUAACUGCAUAUAACCUGCACAGUGAAGAUUAUGGUAUAGUGGGAUAUAAACCGAACACCACAAGGACCCUGUAUAUCCAGUACCCUGUCAAGGAAUGGAUUAUUGAAAUAGAUCCAAACUGGUUGGACUCUGACGGAGCUUAUGUCGCUCAGCUUGUUUAUCCUGACAACACACCCUGGCCAACUGCAGCCAGCUACUGGUGUGAUUGGGGGGUUGGACUUCCACCAGUAACUUCAGGAAUAUUUUCUUUUGUUGAUAAUGUAUAGAACAAAUACU